Molecule: messenger RNA, 456 nt
Organism: Erigeron canadensis
Lineage: Eukaryota; Viridiplantae; Streptophyta; Magnoliopsida; Asterales; Asteraceae
Product: polyphenol oxidase, chloroplastic-like
Exons: 1
Coding region: 1-456 (151 amino acids)
Molecular function (GO): catechol oxidase activity
Source: RefSeq, a predicted model, not a curated record
AUGGCUGGAAUACCAACUACACAAAUCUUUCCAAUGAGCUUAGACAAACCGAUAACACUCGUGGUGGCAAGGCCGUCGAAGAACGAAAGAGAAAAAGGGGAGGAAGAACAAGAAGAAGUAUUGGUGAUAGAAGAUAUAGAAGUUAAAAAUGAUGAGUAUGUAAAGUUUGAUGUGUUCAUCAAUGAUGAAGAUGAUGUGGCAGCAAGUGUUGGAGGGGCUGGAAAAACCGAGUUUGCCGGUAGCUUUGUGAAAGUGCCACAUAAGCAAAGGGAGAAUCGCGAAGAUGGUGAUCACGCGAAGGUGAUGAUGAUGAAAACUAAGUUGAGAUUAGGAAUAAGUGAAUUGUUAGAGAGUUUGGGAGUUGAAGACGAUGAUGAAAAUGUUAUGGUCAAAUUGGUGCCAAAAUGUGAUAAUGUUCAUGUUAUGAUAGGUGGUAUAAAGAUUGAGAUUGAGUAA